Messenger RNA from Lates calcarifer (barramundi perch), 1348 nucleotides. RefSeq lists its product as uncharacterized. The record is from RefSeq and is a predicted model, not a curated record. The transcript has a single exon. NCBI's taxonomy places the organism in Eukaryota, Metazoa, Chordata, Actinopteri, Centropomidae. Bases 154 to 1185 code for a protein of 343 amino acids.
UCUUUUGUCAUGGCUCCUGAACCAGGUAUUGUUUCAUUUGUAGCAUGGUAACAUUCCAAUGUACUUCUCUGUACUCACCACCGGUGACGCUGCAGGUAGCAGAGCCUCCCUGAGCUACACGGACAUCAGCUUCCUUCUUCGCUCCCAGUAAACAUGGCGGAGGUCAGACAGUGUUUUGGAAGGGGAGCGUACGGCGUUGCACACAAAAUAUACAACCGUCACCUCCUGGAAGGUCCGACCAAGCAAGGUACAAGUGCAAUACUGGCUUCGUCUCUGUCGGCCAGGUUUCUGUCAGGUGAUUUUAAAAAUGGCAACUUGUAUGGAGCCGAAAAUGCUGCGGGCAGAGUGACCGUUGGAGCUUCACGGGACAGUUACACAAGGGUAACGCCGGUACACGGUGCUGUUAUCGAUAUUUUGGAAAAGGGAAAUGUCGCUGAAUAUUAUUCUUAUCGCGGACCUAAAGAGUAUUCACUUUCUAACAAGACCCACGUUCAAAUUAUAGACAGAAAUCAGCAUCGGUGCCGGAGUAACGCCAAGUUUAAGAGGACUUUCCGCACCUCCAGCCCCUACUGUAGCCGGCGUUUGAACUGGGGACACGGACAGUUUGUGUUUAUCAGGGAUUACAGUGGCAACGGGGGCCGAUCUGAGCCCCUGUACAAAACCAAAACAGGCUACUAUGAAAUCCUCGACGUGUUACCCACCGCCACUCACGCCCAGAUAAAAACAGCCUACUACAAGCAGUCCUUCGUCUACCACCCGGACAGAAACGCCGGCAGCGAGGAGGCCACCACCCGCUUCUCUGAGAUCAGCGAGGCCUACACGGUGCUGGGAAACAAGGCGCUAAGGAAGAAGUACGACCGUGGACUGCUCAGCCCGUCGGACCUCAUCGCGAAAGCCAAACCGUCCGCCAGUGACAGCACCGGGAGCUCUGCCAAACGGCAGACCGACAGCCGGCGGUCCGCGGUGGGCGCGGACAUCCGGGGAGGUAUCUUUGAUUUCGACAAGUUUUACAAAUCCCACUACAGCGAUCAGCUGCAGAGGCAAAGAGACAUCCAGGCCCGCAAAGAGGAGAUGCUGAAGAAGAAACAGGAGACGAUCGGCGACGUGAAACUGGGGAAGAUGAUGGAGAUGUGCGUCGGGGCGAUGGUGGGGAUAGCCAUGGUCAUACUGUUCACCUUAAAGUAGUGGCGCUGACAUGUGAAGGAAUGUUGUCCCGACUAGGAAGGCUGCACACAGACAUGCACUGUGGGACCCUUGACAUAUCAUCACCCUUUCACACUAUUAGCCAAGAGCAACAUUACUGUUAAUGUGACCUCUGUUAAACUUAACUCCUCACUAUCACCUCACU